AGUUUUAGCAACGCUAAGGAAAGGGAGCCAGGGUUCGACCGCGAUCUACCAAAACCUCGUGGGGAUCUACCAGUAGAUUGUGAUCAACCUGUUGGACAUCCCUGCAAUAAAACAUCAAACCCUAAAAGCUUCCCUAAACAGGGCUGCCUUCAGAUGUCUUCUAAAAAUCAGGUAGUUGUUCAUUACCGUGACAUCUGAUGGGAAGGCAUUCCACGGGGCAGGCACCACUACCGAGAAGGCCCUAUGCCUUGUUCUCUGUAACCUCACUUCUUGCAGUGAGGGAACCACCAGAAGACCCUCAGAGGAUGACAGUGUCGGGGUGGGGUGGACAUGCUCCUUCAGGUAUACUGGGCUGAGACCGGUGUUCUAUGGUCUCAGUGGCCACUCCUAGUUACCAGUCUAGCUGCCACAUUCUGGAUUAAAAAGGGUCCAGAUGCAGUCAUCAACAUCUCCAGGUAGAGUUGGAGCAAGCUUCCUGUCUGAAACUAGAGAGCCACUACUAGCUUGCAUUAAGUAACACUGAACUAGAUGGACCAGUAGUCUGACUCAAUAUAUAAAGCAGCUUCUUAAAGCAAGUGAAAUGCAUUAUCUGUAGUUGCAGGAAAAUACUAGGACAGUUUCCACCAGAACCAUGUCAUCGUUCUGAGUUUUCCUACAGCUGGGAUCAUGCCUGGUUUUCCCCUUGUUGUGUGAAUAUGAAACCUGAUGUGUGUCUUGGUCUGGGAAAUAUUAAACCAGAGCUUUCCCAAGUGACACACUUUUUAGACGUGCAUCAUUUCGCGACACAGUAAUUCAGUUUUACUAGCCCCCUUUCCAGCCCUGGGAGAAGUUUGGGCAACACACCUACACACUAGCGUGUCACAGCACACAGUUUGGAAAGCUCUGUGUUAAGCCAACAGUGGGAGCAGGAUCGGUGCACAUUCCACACACAAGCACCCAUGGCCAUCUUGCAAGGAUUGCAAGUUCAAUCUCUAUUGUACUAACUAUUCAGUAAUGUAAGCCACAAAGAUGCAAUUGGCACGUGGUCUUUCGUUCUGAAUUAUUGGGAUUGUGCUCCUGGAUCCAAAAGUGUUCUGCAAAUAUGGCAGUUGUAUGCAUUGUGCUGUUGCCCAUUCUAAUUUUUUUGCUGAUUCAUUUGAGUCCUGUGACCCCCUGUGCUUUUCGCAUGUGAUGCUUCUCCAGGUCUGUCCUUUUUUUCUAAGUGGCUGGGGGAAAAACACUCAUGUUGCUUGGGGGGAAACCAAGGAAUAAAUCUAAGGUGGGAGUGGGCCAACUCAAUGGCCCUUGUGAAACAAAAUUUGCGUCAUUAGCCCACUUUAGUGCCCAGUCUUCCACUUCGUAGCUGAAGGUAUCCGAGCAGCAUCAGCUAUAAAAGCUUAGUUCAAAAGAGUGGGCUGAGCAAGAUCCCUCUACCUGGUCAGAGGGGCUCAGUCUUACUGUGCCCACAAUGGGCCCCUUACUUUUCAGCACUCUGCUUUGCUUUGUUAAUACAGCAUCUGCCGACCUCUUUGAGUACCAGGCAGAAAGCCAGCCUCUUCGCCCAUGUGAGCUUCAAAGGGCAAAGGCCUUUCAAGAAGGCGAAGACUAUGUCCCUCAGUGCUUGGAAGAUGGCCAGUUCAGGAACAUCCAGUGCAAGAAGAAGGAUGCUUCCUGCUGGUGUGUAGAUGGCAAUGGAGCUGAAAUAGCAGGGAGCAAGCAGACCGGAUACUCAGUAGCUUGUUUAUCCUUCUGCCAGCUGCAGAAGCAGCAGAACCUGCUUGGUCGGACCACCAAUGGCAGCACAGCUUCCUACAUCCCGCAAUGUCUGGAUUCCGGUGACUUUGACCCCAUACAAUGUGACCCUGGCCUGGGUCAGUGCUGGUGUGUGGAUGCUGAAGGGAUGGAGGUUUACGGCACGAGGCAGAGAGGGAAGCCCAAGCGAUGCCCUAGGAAAUGUGAGAUCCGAGACCGCCGCAUCCUGCACAACGUCGGAGAAAAGAGCCCGCCCCAGUGUUCAGCUGAUGGAGAAUUCCUGCCUGUCCAGUGCAAGUUUAUCAACACAACGGACAGGAUGGUCUUUGACCUUGUUCACCAUUUUAGCAGAUUCCCAGAAGCGUUCUUGACGUUCAGAUCCUUCAGCCGCAUGUUCCCAGAAGUCUCUGGGUUCUGUUACUGUGCUGACAGUCUAGGGCGAGAGCUGGAGGACACUGGUCUAGAAAUGCUACUUGAGAAUGUUUAUGACACUAUUUUUGCAUCACUUGAGCCUGUGUCCUCUUUCACUGAAACCAGCAUGUACAGGACCCUGCAGAGACGCUUUCUGGGAGUGCAGUUGGCUACAACGGGCAGAUUCAGAUGUCCCUCCAAGUGUGAAACUGAAAGAUCCACCGCCAUUCGUUUCGAACAGAGUUACAGGCCAUCUUGUGAUGAUAAUGGAGCCUAUAAGACAACCCAGUGUCAGCUGGAUGGGCAGUGCUGGUGUGUGGAUGCCAAUGGGCAGGAACUUCUUGGCACAAGAAAGGAAGGACAGCAUUUAUCCUGUGGUGAGGAACUUACCUGUGUCUCCGAGAGACAGCGAGCUCUCUCCAGGUUGUUUUAUGGCCCCAUCGGACGCUUUGGCCAGGACCAUUUAUUCUCCUCCACUCAAGGGCCGCAGCAGAUAGCCGAGUCCUCAAGAUCUUGUCCUCCAUCAUUCAAGGAGCUGUUUGUGGAUUCUGGCCUGCUGUCUUCCAUCAUGAAAAAACCAAGCGAUUCUCAGCUGCUCGCCCUAGAAUCCACCAUCAGUGAAGCUAUCGGAGGGAUGUUUCCUUCGAGAGAUCUUGCUCGCGUCGCCCUCCGCUUCACCAGCAACCCCAAGCGGUUCCAAGAAAACCUUUUCGGUGGGAAGUUCUUGAAGAAUGUGGUCCAGUUCAACUUCACGGGAGCCCUUGGCCCUAAUGGCAAAUUUAAUUUGGACCAGUAUUUCCGGCAGAGAGGGGUGAGCGGUGGAUUCAGUGAGCUGGCUCGACGACUUUCUCAGGAAAUCCCACUGGAGAGGUUCAAUCUGAGCCAGCCUCUUGUAGACAGUUUCGGCCGCACUGUUAAUUUGCAGGACAACCAGAAUGCUGUCAGAACUCUAGCUUCCCUCCUCGAAGCCCCAGAAUUCUUCGUGUUUUUGCAACAUGUGGUUUCGGUCCCCGAGAGCGUCGCCGAAGAUUUGGGUGACGUCGCGAGGAUCGCGCUGAGAUCCAAAGACUGCGCAGAGGAAGGCAACAGUUUGUUUGUCCCGGUUUGCACAGAAGCAGGGAACUACGAAGAAGUGCAGUGCUAUGUGGGUGCUUGCUGGUGUGUGGACUCACGUGGCAAAGAGAUCCCAGGAUCCAGAGUCCGUGGCUCACGCCCAAGGUGUCCCACCCUAUGCGAAAAGCAGAGGGAAGGCCUGCAACGCUUGCAAAGAAUCCAGCCGGCCGGUUCUGAGCUGUUUGUUCCUUCAUGUACCCAGGAGGGGAAAUUCUUGCCAGUUCAGUGCCAUGGAAGAAAUUGUUUCUGCUUUGAUUCUGAAGGCAGGACUAUUCCUGGAAAAGGUGCAACUGCCGAACAGCCCCUGCAGUGUCCAAGUGAUUGCCAACUAGCAGGCGGUCAGGCUUUCCUGAGAACUGUGCAGCAACUUCUGCUGGAACCUUCAUCCCUGCCUAAGCUGUCCAGCGUCUACAUCCCACAGUGCGGUCUCGAUGGUCGGUGGAGGCAGGUCCAAUGCAAUGGCCCCCCGGAACAAACUUUUGAGUGGUAUCAAAGGUGGAUCAGCCAGAAUAAUAAUGGCAGGGCUCUUCCUAUUGGUGACUUGACGGGCAUCCUGCUCAACUAUAAAGAUCGAUCUCGGCAAAGCUUUGAAGACUUUGUUAAAAUUCUUUACAAUGCCAGCCACCAGAAAGUCUUUCCAGAGUUUGCCAAAUUUCCUUCCUUUGACGCAGUUCCUCAAGAAGUUCUGGAAGGCAAGACCACAGGAGGUCCAUCACAGAAUGUCUUGCUGGAGCCGUUCACAUUCUGGCAGCUCCUCCAGGGACACCUCACUCAUUACCCAGGAUCUUUCAGCGAUUUCAGCACCCUGCUAGGACACUUUGACCUCCGCAAUUGCUGGUGCGUUGAUGAAAGGGGGCAAAUGCAAGGAAAGGAAGCCGAUGUGAACAAGAUCCCGGACUGCCCCGCAGAGUGUGAAGCCACCAAGCGAGACGCCAUGCAGUUCGUUAGCAAAGUGGAGCAAAUCAUUAAGGACUCCAACAGCUCCCACUUUCCUUUUGGGCAGAGUUUUUUAGUAGCGGAAGGCAUCACACUGACAGACGAAGAGCUCCUGAGCAAUAUUUCUCCGUCGGCGAGCAUCAUGAUUUCAGAAGGGUUGCUGACAGGAAGCGAUUACGCCAUUCGGCUGGCUGCGCAAUCGACCUUGCGUUUCUAUUGGAGGAGUUCCUACGCAUCCCAGAAUUCCUCAGGAGAGGCCGUGCGCUUGGGAUUUCAGCCUUACAUCCCCCAGUGCGAUGGGCUGGGGAACUGGCUACCUGUCCAGUGUUAUGACAGCUCAGGUCAUUGCUGGUGUGUGGAUGAGAGAGGACGAUAUAUAUCAAAUUCCCUGGUGACGCGCUCAACACAGCUGCCCCAGUGUCAGACGCCAUGUCAACGCUCCCAAGCGAAUGCCUUACUCUCUGGCUGGAGACGGACUGGAUUGACUUUUAACGUUACUUCAGCAGACCUGUUUGCUCCCUCCUGUGCAGAGACUGGUGCCUAUGCUGUGCUACAGAAGUCAGAAACCAGGGCUUGGUGUGUGGAUCCAACCUCCGGCGAAGCCUUUCAGCAGAGUGACAUUGAUGCAAAUGGCAGAGCUCACUGCCCCAGUUACUGCAAUAUGCUGGAGUCCAAGGCUCUCUUGCGAGAAAUGGGUCGAGGUUACAUCCCUCAUUGUGAAAGCAGCAGUGGGGCGUUCUCACCCGUGCAAUGGACCGAGGACCAGGAAAGCUGCUGGUGUGUCUUUGAGAAUGGGGUGGAGGCUCCUGGAACACGAAUCAAUGGAAAGAAGCUUCCAUGCGAACGUCCUCGGUGCCGCCUGCCUUUCGAUGCCCCUUAUGUCACCAACGGUGGCAUUUUCUGCAGUGUCUCCGAUGACGCUCCGACAACUCAGAAAUGCCGAGUGAUUUGCUCUCCAGGUUUCCACAAUGUCAGAGAAGAGAUGCUGCUCUGUGAUAUGGAGACUCGCCUCUGGCUAGGAGAACCAGCCCAUUCCCAGACCUGCCAGAGGCUCCAGCCGUUCCAGAGCGUUCAAACGCAAACCCACUUCCAACUCAUCUUCCCUCCUGAGAAGACCUGUGGUCCAGACUUUUCCAGGUUGCUAGGGGCAUUCCAGAUCUUUAUUCUGGAUGAGAUGAAGGCCCGUGGCUUUUGUCAUAUUCAGGUAAAUGAUUUUGGACACCUGGUGUCUGUUCCUGUCUGCGAUGAUUCUUCUGUGCUGGUACAGUGCCUUGCUGUUGACCGUCUAGGAGUGAACAUCACCUGGAGAGCUUUUCUUGAAGAAGUCCCAGCUGCUUCACUUCCAGAUUUGCACAACAUUGAAAGAGCAAUGGUUGGGGACAAUCUCGCCGGGCGCUUUGAGGCACUGGUCAAGAGUGGCGGCUUUGUCCUCCAAUUGGGCCCUGAGCAAUUCCAAGCAGACACGUCCAUUAGUUUCCCCGGGAACGACAAUCUUGACACAUCUCCUGAAGUCCGCCUGGGAUGCAGAAGUGGCUUCCGAAAGGUUUUCAAUGCUGGAGAAGUUGCCCCAAGUCUCCAAGGAUGUGUGGUCUGUCCUCCAGGCACCUCCUUCCAGAACAAUGGCUGCCUUCCAUGCCCCUCUGGAUUCUAUCAAGACCAAGCCGGAAGUUCUUUCUGCAUCAGAUGUCCUCUCGGGAAAACAACUGUCUCUACUGGAGCCUUCAGAGCCGAGCACUGUGUCACUGACUGCCAAAGGGAUGAACUCGUUGUGCGGUGUGAUGAAAACGGCCAAUACAGGCCUUCCUUUGAAGACCCUGCUACCAACAAAUCUUUCUGCGUGGAUAGCCUUGGAAACAUAUUGGACUGGACCGAAACAGAUGGCCCAGCUACAGACUCCCAGUGUUCAGUCUUCAGGCGCUUUGAGAGAGUUCCUGCUUCCAAGCUCUCCUUCGUGACAGAAGGGGUAGAAACGGUUGGAUCUAAGACCAUCCCAGGAGAAUCUGAGAGUGUGCUCCAACAGUGCAUGGCAGAGUGCGAGAAGGACGAGUCGUGUGGGUUCCUCACCUUGUCUGCUGCUGGGACGGGGACACUGUGUGAGCUGUACAGUGCUCGGGAGAACAACUACAAUUGCUCCACCUCUGGACUGGUUCAGGGUGUUUGGGGUAAUGCUGCCACCACUAGUGUGGCUCAUCUCAGCUGCCUGGUUAAAGUGAGAAGCCAAGAUAAGGAUGGAUUGAGAGUGUAUCUGAAGAAAGGACAAGAGUUCACAACAGCUGGAAUCAAGACUUUUGAGAGGACUGAUUUCCAGGAUGUUGUUUCUGGCGUGUACAGCAAUCUGGUCCUCCCAGCAGCUGGUACAUCUUUGACCGAUGUUCAUCUCUUCUGCCGCCAGGCCUGCAGCCAAGAUGCUUGCUGUGAUGGCUUUAUCUUGAGCCAGAUCAUACUUGAUGGAGGUAGCAUCAUAUGUGGCCUGAUGAGCUACCCAGACACAUUAAUCUGCAACGUUAAUAGCUGGGAUGCAAGCUUGACACGUGAACAAGGUGAUGCCUGCCAAAAAGUAAAGUACAACGAUGGGAAGACGCAGUAUGCAUUCAGUUUCGGAGGCCAAGUUCUCACAGGGUCUUCUGAGCCAACAGAAAAAGUCGCCAGUUCCUUCUCCAGCUUUCAGCGUGUUUAUCUAUGGAGAGAUUCCGACAUGAUGACCCGAGUGAGGUCUGGCUCUUGUGACAGUGCCGUUGCUCCGAAUGAGCCACAGCUUUCAGCUUCUACAAAGGAACUCUUUUCUCUGGUGGAAAGCAGCCGAAUCCUGAUCGACCACAAUCGUUCCCUACCGUCCCAAGAGUACUGGCUCUUCAAGCCCAGAUAUUCAGUGGAGCAGGCUCUUCUCAGGUGUCUUGCACGUUGUGUAGAAGAUGAGUUCUGCCAGCUGGCGGACAUGCGCAACGACACAACUGGAACACACUUCCCCUGCAUCCUCUAUCCAGCAGCCCAAUUUUGUGACAAUUUCAUUAACAACAUCCCUGAGAACUGCAACAUCGUGUUGCCUCGGACGCCACACCUUUUGUAUCAGAAGACAGUCUCUCUCGAAGGCGCCAUAAAGAACUUUUACACCCGCCUACCAUUCCGUAGAGUAUCAGGGAUCUCUGUGAGCAACAAGAUGGAUGUGUCUGGAAAAACUGCAUCGAACGGGUUUUUUGACUGUGAGCAUCUCUGCGACGCUGAUCCUUGUUGCUUGGGCUUUGGACUUUUAAAUGCUUCCCAAGGAACAGGUGGAAAGGCCUUGUGCUUGGUUCUGAACAGUUUGGGAAUCCAAACAUGCAGUGAAGAACUAAGAAGCGACUGGCAGCUUUCAGACUGCACAUCUGCAGAAACAGAAACCAGGGUCCAUCCCUUUGGUUGGUAUCAAAGAACAGCUAAAGUCCCCACCGUCUGUCCACCUGUUCCUGUUGUUCUACCCAGAAGGCAAGAAAAUGUGAUUUUGGACAACUGGCAACGUGUGGACAGGGCCUCAGUUCUCAUCGAUCCCUCCAUUUCAAAAAUUGACAUUCUGCACAUCAGCAGAGAUGGUUCCAGUGAUUUUGCCACUUUCCGAGACUUUUGCCUUUCAGCCUGCUCCAAGGACAAGUCAUGCUUGGUGACUACUCUUGAACUACAGCCUUCAGUGAUGCGGUGCAUAUUUUACCCAGAAACACAGACUUGCACACUUGGCCUUGAAGGCCCCCACUGUCGACUUUUGCUGAAGGAGCCAGCUACCUAUAUUUAUCGCAGGCAAGAGGCAUUCCUGUCCGUUGCUGAAAGAAGUGCUGCUCCCUCUGUCCACAUCCCGUCGCAAGGAACCUUGUUUGGCACUUCUCAAGCAGUACGUAUGGGUUCCAGCUGGAAAAGGAUACGACAGUUCCUUGGGAUUCCCUAUGCGCGUCCUCCAGUGGCUGAGAACCGGUUCCGCCCUCCACAAGCUUUCAUCCAGGAGGAGUCCUGGAACGCUUCCACAAUUCGGGCGAGUUGCUGGCAACCAGGGGAUGAUGGAGCUGCUCUUUCUUCCGUCAGCGAAGACUGCUUGUAUUUGAACAUUUAUGUCCCACCUAAUACUGGUGGAAAUCUACCAGUGCUGGUGUUCUUUCACAAUGGUGUAAGUGGUGAGGAUGUCAAGGCUCAGAGGACACUCAUCGAUGGCUCAUACCUAGCUGGAACUGGCAACGUCAUCGUUGUAACUGCGAACUACCGAGUUGGAGUCUUUGGCUUUCUAAGCACUGGUUCCACGGUGGCAAGUGGAAACUGGGGGCUUUUGGACCAGGAGGCAGCUCUAAAAUGGACCCAGAAAAACAUUGCAAGGUUUGGAGGAGACCCUGGUCAGAUUACAAUUGCAGCUGAUCGCAGCGGAGCAGAUGUUGCCAGCAUUCACCUGGUUACAGGGGCUGUGGAUUCUGGGCUCUUCAAGAGGGUGUUGCUGAUGGGAGGUUCUGCCUUUUCUCCUGCGUCAACCAUCACUCAGGAGAAAGCACGGGCACAAUCUUCCAUUUUGGCUCAUGAACUGGAAUGCCCUUCCGCCAGCAGCGAAGAAACUGUAUCCUGCCUCCGCCAGUUGCCUGCCAAAGUCCUCAACGAUGCACAAACCAAGCUCCUGGCUAUAAGUGGACCAUUCCAGUACUGGAGCCCAGUCGUUGAUGGAGUCUACCUCCAGGAGCCUCUUGCAGCAGCUCUGCAACGUUCUCGACCUUCGGAGGUGGACCUGCUGAUUGGAAGUGCUCAACAAGAUGGGCUGAUCAGCAGAGCAAAGGCAAUCAAGCGAUUCGAAGUGAGCCAAGGCCGUGUCAACAGCAAGGUCGCCUUUUAUAAGGCUCUCCAAAACUCCCUGGGCGGAGAUGACGCCAACCCUGCUGUGCUGGAUGCAGCCACCUGGUUUUAUUCCCUGACGCACUCCUCCACCGAGUACGCCUCCUUCUCCAGGGCUUUGGAAAACGCCACUCGGGACCAGUUCAUCAUUUGCCCCACAAUAGGCAUGGCUCGCCACUGGGCUGGCAAUGGCAGAGGCAAAGUCUUCAUGUACCACGUUCCAGACACCUCCCUGAGCAGCUCAAGCCUGGAGUUAUUGCCUGAUGUCCAGUAUGCCUUUGGGCUGCCUUUCCAUCCCCAGUACGAAAACCAGUAUACUCCGGAAGCGAAGACCCUCUCCUUAACGGUCAUGCAGUUCCUAGCCAACUUCAUAAGAUCUGGAAACCCAAAUGGCCCUUAUACGUUCUCCAGAAAAAUGACGGGGGUUGCAUCCUCUUGGCCUAUGUUUCGAGCAGAUGCUGAUGGAGACAACUAUAAGGAAUUUACCGCUUCCUUUGCGAACCACAAAGGGCUGAAGAAGGCCGAAUGUUCAUUCUGGUCCGAUUACAUCAAAACCCUCAAAAUUUCCUUGAGCUGCAGACGAGAGCCGCCCAGCACAAGCAAGCCUAGCAGGGAAUUUCUUUCCAAAACCACCCAGAAGCCACUUGGGGACAAGGUGGCCUACAAGAAAUAGAACUGAACACUUUUAUUGAUUUUGGAUCGGCUGGAUGAAAUCAAAUUACUACAGAUCUGCGGGGCGUUGGAAAUCAUCUCGCUAAAUCACAAAAGCGUGUCUGCGAAAGAUUGCUGGAAUUUCAAGUAGGGUUGCCAUCGACACAAGAUGGGCAGGCUCCAAAAAUACACAGGCACUGCACCAUCCAAUGAAUCACAUGUGCUGGAUAUCAGUGCAUCAAAUUGAAAUCGUAGCACUUAA
Messenger RNA from Zootoca vivipara (common lizard), 9937 nucleotides. The record is from RefSeq and is a predicted model, not a curated record. Lineage: Eukaryota; Metazoa; Chordata; Lepidosauria; Squamata; Lacertidae.